UUUGAAUAAUGAAUGAAUGAUUAUGGAUCCGACCCGAAUAAAGAGAUCAAAUGAAAUGAAAUAGGCUUUUGCCUUGCCUUGCUUUUUUUUGUCAUUUUGGCCUGUGGCUUGAGGGGGUGAAGUGUUGAACAAGAAGACGACAAAAAAUAGGGGUGCAAGAGGAGCGAAGCGGCACGGCACGGCUACUAGAGUUCCUCCUCAAAUACAAUCCUUAUCUUCUCUCCAUCUCUCCCAAUCACAUUCCCAAUCCCAGCAUGGACAACGACCAACAACCUCCGCCCCCUCCACCGCCCGCCGCGGCCCCCCCGUCCUCGGCGUACCAGCACCUGCUGCAGCAGCAGCUUCAGAUGUUCUGGACCUACCAGCGCCAAGAAAUCGAGAAGGCCACCGACUUCAAGAACCACCAGCUCCCCCUUGCCCGCAUCAAGAAGAUCAUGAAGGCCGACGAGGAUGUCCGCAUGAUCUCCGCCGAGGCCCCGAUCCUCUUCGCCAAGGCCUGCGAGCUCUUCAUCCUGGAGCUCACCAUCCGCGCCUGGCUCCACGCCGAGGAGAACAAGCGCCGCACGCUCCAGAAGAAUGACAUCGCCGCCGCCAUCUCCCGCACCGACAUUUUCGAUUUCCUGGUAGACAUUGUACCUCGGGACGAGAUCAAGGAGGAGGCGGCCGGUAUUGGGCUGGUUGCCCCCCCGGCGAGCGGGGUGCCCUACUUCUACCCUCCAAUGGGGCAGCCGGCGCCGCCGGGGGUGAUGAUUGGGCAUCCGGCGGUGGAUCCCGCCGGCGGCAUGUACGUGCAGCCGCCAUCGCAGGCGUGGCAGUCCGUCUGGCAGGCGGCCGAUGAUGGGGCGUUUGCCGUUGGUGGGGGGAGCUCUGGACAAAGCAAUCUCGAUGGCCCACAACAAGGAUAAUCGGCUCAGGUCCCAGAUGCUGCAAUGCUGAUUGAUGAUUGUACCACAUCUCUGUACAUUUGUGUUUUCACGGCUUUAGAUUUUAUGUUGCUGAUAAUUAAUAAAAUUAAGGUUUUGUGA
This is a messenger RNA of Diospyros lotus (date-plum), 1025 nucleotides long. Its product is annotated as nuclear transcription factor Y subunit C-1-like. Gene Ontology annotation, biological process: regulation of DNA-templated transcription. Gene Ontology annotation, molecular function: protein heterodimerization activity; DNA binding; DNA-binding transcription activator activity, RNA polymerase II-specific. Bases 255 to 905 code for a protein of 216 amino acids. Gene Ontology annotation, cellular component: nucleus. The transcript is spliced from 3 exons. The record is from RefSeq and is a predicted model, not a curated record. Lineage: Eukaryota; Viridiplantae; Streptophyta; Magnoliopsida; Ericales; Ebenaceae.